Messenger RNA from Lolium rigidum, 1503 nucleotides. RefSeq names its product 2-hydroxy-6-oxononadienedioate/2-hydroxy-6-oxononatrienedioate hydrolase-like. The coding region runs from base 36 to 1082 and encodes 348 amino acids. The transcript has 5 exons. The record is from RefSeq and is a predicted model, not a curated record. Lineage: Eukaryota; Viridiplantae; Streptophyta; Magnoliopsida; Poales; Poaceae.
CAUUACCACAAGAUCUCCCGCCUCCGGCGAGCGGCAUGCCUGCGCCGCCACCGCCGACCGGCGGAAGGCGGUGGUGGAAGCACCGGCUGAGCCCCACGCUCGCACGGGACCGCUGCUACGCCCGUUCCUUCCGCUCGGCCGGCCUCCGCCAGGCCGCCGUGCCGCUUCCGGACGGCGCCGUCGUCCAUUUCUGGGUCCCGCGCCCCGACCCGGCCCUGCGCCCCGUCCUCCUCCUCCACGGCUUCGGCGCCAACGCCACCUGGCAGUGGGCCCCCUUCCUCCGCCCGCUUCUCGCCGCCGGCCUCGCCCCUUUCGUCCCAGACCUCGUCUUCUUCGGCGACUCCGCCUCCCCUACGGCCGACAGAUCUCCGGCCUACCAGGCCUCCUCCGUCGCCGCCGCCAUGGCUGCCCUCCCCGGCGCGCCUCAAAGGUACACCGUCGUUGGCGUCAGCUACGGCGGCUUCGUGGCCUACCACCUCGCCCACGCAUUCCCGGCCGUGGUAGAGCGGCUCGUGCUCGUCGCGGCAGGUGUGUGCCUUGAGGAAACCGACCUCGCGGCGGGGCUGUUCGCCGUGGAGGAUAUCAAGGAGGCGGCCAGCCUGCUGCUGCCGCAGCGGCCGGAGGAUCUCAGGAGGCUGGUCGGGCUCACCUUCUGCAAACCGCCAAAGUUCAUGCCGUCCUGCUUCAUCAGGGAUUACAUCACGGUUAUGUGCACUGAAAAUGUAAAAGAAAAGACCGAGUUGUUAUAUGCCUUGAUUAGUGGCAGGAAGCUUUCAGACCUUCCUAAAAUUAACCAGCAAACCUUGAUAAUUUGGGGAGAGCAAGAUAGAGUGUUUCCAUUAGAACUUGGCCUACGGCUGCAAAGACAUUUGGGAGAUACAUCGGAAUUAAUGAUCGUCAAGAAUGCUGGCCAUGCCAUAAACCGUGAAAAGCCAGCAGAGCUUUGCAGACUUAUAACAAACUACAUCAUGGACCCCUCGGUUAAAUACAGGGAUAGUCGCAAGGGAUGUUGGAAGUUUGCAUUAAGAAGAUUUGCUGGGGCCAGCCUGAGGAAGAUGGACUCGAGCCGACCAUUGAUAUGAUGCAUAUGUACACUGAUUAGUAUAUAAUAUAAGAAAUGUCGACCCUCUGAUACACAUCUAUCUCGUCAUUGAUUACUGUUAAGUCUUACCAACAUAGAGUUCACCGUGCGAAUUGUGUAGGAAUGCUAGUCACAUUGAACCUACUAUAGGGAAAAAUAGUAACGGCGGAAAGAAAAAAACUAAGCACCAAGGCCAGCUAGGUUCCUUCACACAUAAUUUGAAUUCAACUAGUCUAGAUAUUUGUUACCUGGCUUUAUGGCCUGGAUUUGAUUUUUUUUUUCUUUUUGGAGAGGAUUGCUGACCCAACUCGGCAAGAAAUUCAUGCUGACCCUGACUCCAACGGGCUACUCUCUAGGAGGCAAUCAAGAGAGAUUGUAAUGUGUUUGACAUCAUAAUUUAUCAAUGCAAACGGUGUUAUAUA